AUGAUGAUAUCAGGAGGGGGAGGAAAAUCAUCGUGGAGUUCUUCAACAUCAUCAUGGGUACCCACAACUUCCGUAUCGGCAUCGGGAAAGAGGAUUCAGAGGGAAAUGGUGGAACUCAACAACGACUCUCCUCCUGAUUGCUCCGCUGGCCCUAAGGGCGAUAACCUCUAUCACUGGAUUGCUACGAUUAUCGGAACCCCAGGAACACCCUACCAAGGUGGCAUCUUUUUCCUUGACAUCAAAUUUCCCAGUGAUUAUCCCUUCAAGCCUCCCCAGGUGGUAUUCAAAACACGCAUUUACCACUGCAAUGUAGACUCUGAGGGCCUUGUGAGUAUGGGAAUAUUGAAGGAUGAUUGGAGUCCAGCACUCACAAUUACUAAGGUGCUACUUGCAGUUAGAUCAAUUUUCACAAAUCCUGAUCAUUAUAACGCUGUUGUCCCUGGCAUUGCUCACUUGUAUUCGGGAGACAGAGCAAAACACGAUGAUAUUGCUGCAGAGUGGACUGUUCGAUUUGCCAAGUGA
Molecule: messenger RNA, 522 nt
Organism: Sphenostylis stenocarpa
Lineage: Eukaryota; Viridiplantae; Streptophyta; Magnoliopsida; Fabales; Fabaceae
Source: the annotation of a GenBank genome assembly